This is a messenger RNA of Clupea harengus (Atlantic herring), 2700 nucleotides long. It is a transcript of the gene suox, whose product is annotated as sulfite oxidase. Gene Ontology annotation, cellular component: mitochondrion. NCBI's taxonomy places the organism in Eukaryota, Metazoa, Chordata, Actinopteri, Clupeiformes, Clupeidae. The record is from RefSeq and is a predicted model, not a curated record. Gene Ontology annotation, molecular function: heme binding; molybdopterin cofactor binding; molybdenum ion binding. Gene Ontology annotation, biological process: sulfur compound metabolic process.
AGAGGGAGACCUCAUUCUUCAGUUUCACAUGAGUUAGGCAAACACCAGGCUGUCAGAGGGAGAGAGGACGCUGCAACUUCAUGGUACAAACAAGUUACUACAUCAAUUCAAAUCACUAAUGCAAUGCAGCACCUGAGACACUGCCAAGGCCUUGCUCGAGUGAGCUUCCUCAGAACGCAAAGGGCCCAGCUUCUGAAAGGUGUUGCACCUGCAGUGACAGCAUGUGUGGUUCCUCGCUGGCAGAGCAGUGGUGACUAUGGUGGUCAGUCUGGACAGGUUCACAAUAGCCUCAGCCUCAGGUGGACACACUUGUUAGCAGGACUUGUGGCUGGAACUGGUGCUGUAUUGGCCUAUGGACUCCACAACAGCCAGGCUGAGCGGGCAGCCACACCCAUUGAACCAGUGACACAAUCAUCCUUUCCCAUCUACUCACAGGAUGAGGUCACCAAACACAAAUCCCUCAAUGAGGGCGUGUGGGUCACUUACAAGGGAGGCGUCUACGACAUCACUACGUUUAUUUCAAUGCACCCGGGUGGCGAUAAGAUCCUGUUGGCCGCAGGUGGAGCUUUGGAACCCUUCUGGUCUCUCUAUGCAGUCCACGGGCAGGACCACGUACUGGAGAUCCUGUCCGAGUAUAAAGUGGGAGAGCUGAGUCUCGAGGACCAAAAGAAACAGCAAAAGAAUGCGGACUCGUCUGACCCAUAUUCCACAGACCCCGAGCGACACCCAGCGCUCAACGUCAACAGCCUGAAGCCCUUCAACGCAGAGCCCCCACCUGCACUUCUCUCCGACAACUACAUCACUCCCAACGCCCUGUUCUUUAAGCGCAACCACCUACCUGUCCCCAGGGUGGACCCAAAGACCUACAAGCUGGAGAUCGAAGGCCUUCCGGGGCGGGCGGUGUCCCUGACACUUAACGACCUCAAGACCCGCUUCCCCAAACACACAGUCACGGCCACGCUGCAGUGUGCAGGGAACCGCCGGUCAGAGAUGAACGCAGUGAAGCAAGUGAAGGGACUCAACUGGGGCAUAGCGGCCAUAAGCAACGCUACCUGGUCCGGGGCUCGUUUGCGGGACGUCCUGCUGCAUGCUGGCUUUGGUCCAGAGGUGGCUUCUAAGGCACAACACGUGCAGUUUGAAGGGCUGGAUCGUGAUGUGACGGGGACAACUUACGGGGCUUCCAUACCACUGGGAAAAGCUGUGAGUGAAGUAGGAGAUGUGCUUCUGGCAUAUGAGAUGAAUGGGGAAGAGAUCCCUCCUGACCAUGGAUACCCUGUUCGCGUGGUGGUCCCGGGAACUGUCGGAGCACGCAAUGUCAAGUGGCUGGGCAAGAUUGUGAUCAGUGAGGAAGAAAGUAAGAGUCACUGGCAGCAGAACGACUACAAGGGCUUCUCCCCAAGCACGGACUGGGACACGGUAGACUUUAAGUCAGCCCCGGCCAUCCAGGAACUACCCAUCCAGUCUGCGAUCACCCAGCCAGCAGAGGGAGCUACUGUGGACCGCAGCAUGGAGGAGGUGACGGUCAGAGGCUAUGCCUGGAGUGGCGGGGGCAGGGAGGUCGUCAGGGUGGACGUCACGGUGGACGGAGGAAAGACGUGGCACAUUGCCCAACUCGAGAACAGCGAGAAGGGACAGAAGCCUGCACCGUCUCCUCCGCCAGGUCAGGCCUGGGCCUGGAAGCUGUGGGAGGCCACUGUCCCUCUGCCCGCCGAGGCCCAGGAGCUGGAGAUCAUGUGCAAGGCCGUGGACAACAGCUACAACACCCAACCAGAUACUGUGGGUCCCAUUUGGAAUUUGAGGGGGGUCCUCAGCAAUGCCUGGCAUCGAGUGAAAGUGAAUAUAAAUGAGGACAGCGAAGGAGAGGAGUAGAGGCAGAGAGAGACUAAUUAUAGACAGACUCAGUCCGAGUAGGUUGGGGUGAUAAAGCCAAACCUUACCAGGCCAGCAGAGGUAGAAGCCCUUCACCUCAAUAAUGUUGGGUUGGGUAGGAGUUUGAUGAACAUGUUGCCAAUUUGAUGCAUAAAUGAUCAGUUUGGACAGGGCUAAGUGAACGUGAUUCUGAGUGCCUCCAGCUGAACCUGCGUUGCCUCAAAAGGUUGAUUUCUUGCUUACCAUACAGAAAAGAAAACAUUGUUUCCAUAGCCAGUGAGAAACAUGGAAUGUGUCAGUAUGGUGUCAAAUUCUGAUUAUCAAUAUAAACCAAAAAUUGCAGCCUUUUUCGAAAUGAUGUGGAUUACUCUAAUGCUUUUGGGGUAGCAAGCCAUGAGUCACUUUGUGGCCUAUGAAAAUAAAUUCACUGUCACUGUCAGUAUAUUUCAUGGAGAUAGGAAACGGUCCUAAUCCCUCUGGUCUGUUUGCAGAAAUAAUAACAUGAAUGAAAAUGAUUGCUUAUGAUUUCUGCACUAUUCCUUGGACCAAAAACACUUAGAUGUCUUUAAAGAGCAUAACAAAUAUUUUAGUUUUUGAGAAACCUAAAAAUAUGUUACAAUACAAAGUCUUUCGAAUCUGUGGAAAUCACAAUAGAAGUAUGGGCAAAUAUGAUCAACAAAUGUAAUUUGUCAUACAUUUUCUCAUGUUAAAUUAUUGUUUUGCACUUUGUACAGAAGUGGACAUAUUCAGUUUGAAUUAUUUUUGUUUGAUAUAGUUGGAAAUGAUUGACCCAACCUACAAUAAAGGGAGCUUUGCUUACUUUGCUUAAAA